Eupeodes corollae is the source of this 3317-nucleotide messenger RNA. RefSeq names its product protein O-mannosyl-transferase 2 (gene twisted). The coding region runs from base 163 to 2619 and encodes 818 amino acids. NCBI's taxonomy places the organism in Eukaryota, Metazoa, Arthropoda, Insecta, Diptera, Syrphidae. Gene Ontology annotation, biological process: protein O-linked glycosylation via mannose. The record is from RefSeq and is a predicted model, not a curated record. Gene Ontology annotation, cellular component: endoplasmic reticulum; membrane. Gene Ontology annotation, molecular function: dolichyl-phosphate-mannose-protein mannosyltransferase activity. The transcript is spliced from 13 exons.
GCUGAUCUGGUCACAAUCACAUUAGUUUCAAAUGAGUACCACACGUUGUCGUCGUCAUCAUCAUUAAUAAGAAAUUAUGUUCCGUGUUAACUUUUCUUAAGAUUUAUUUAUUUUAGUUCUUUUCUAUAUUACAUUUAAAUUAUUAUUAAUAUUUUAAACAAAAUGUGCAAUAAAAGUGAUUUGAAGAAUGAAAAUUCAACAAAACAUCGAAAUAAUGAAAAAUCUCUCGUUGAUAAUGUGAAAAACAUCGAGAAAAAUAUCGAAAAAUUAAAUUGGUGGGUGAUUUUUAGUGCUGUAAUACUUUUAACCGCAGCAACAAGAUAUUAUAAGGUCACUGAACCUGAUCAUGUUUGCUGGGACGAAACCCAUUUUGGAAAAAUGGGCAGUUGGUACAUCAACCGGACGUUCUUCUUCGACGUCCAUCCACCCCUUGGCAAGAUGUUAAUUGGCCUAUCUGGCUACCUGACCGGAUACAAUGGCACCUACCCUUUUGAUAAGCCCGGCGAUAAGUACAACAGCACCCCCUACGAAGGAAUGCGUUACUUCUGUACCACUCUGGGAGCUCUUAUCGUACCGAUGGCCUUCGACACGGUACACGACCUCACCGGAUCCAAUGAGGCAGCCCUUGUGGCGACAGCCUAUUUGAUUUUCGACGUGGGACUCAUCACCCUCAACCAGUACAUCCUUCUGGAUCCAAUACUCCUGUGCUUUAUGGUGGCUUCUGUUUGGGGCAUGGUUAAGAUCUCUAAGGUGACAAGAAGUGGCGAAUCGUACACAUGGAGGUGGUGGCGUUGGUUAUAUUUUACGGGCACGAUGCUAGCUUGUACGAUAAGUGUGAAAUUUGUUGGCCUUUUCAUUGUUUUGCUUGUUGGAUUUCAUACGGUCAGUGAGCUUUGGGUUAUUUUAGGUGACUUGGAUAAACCUCUCGUGGAAACUAUAAAGCAAACAUUUUGUCGUGCUCUUGCAUUAAUUUUAUGGCCAAUUUUCUUGUACAUGGUGUUCUUCUUCAUCCACUUGUCGGUGCUGAAUCGCAGCGGCAACGGUGACGGCUUUUAUAGCUCAGCAUUCCAGUCUCGGCUCAUUGGCAAUUCAUUGUACAAUGUUAGCAUGCCGCGCGAGGUGGCAUAUGGCUCCGUCGUUACCAUUAAAAACCAUAAAACUGGAGGAGGAUAUUUACAUUCGCAUUACCAUUUAUAUCCCAAGAAUGUUGGAGCCCGACAACAGCAGAUAACCACAUAUACUCAUAAGGACGAAAAUAACAAAUGGCUCAUAAAACCAUAUAAUGAAGAAACUAUUCCUGAACUUCAAAUGCUUAAAAAUGGUGAUUUAAUAAGACUCGAACAUAUUUCUACAAAGAGAAAUUUGCAUUCACAUGGAGUUCCUGCACCACUGACAAAGAAACAUCAUCAAGUUACUGGAUAUGGUGAGGAUGGCGUUGGCGAUGCAAACGAUGUGUGGAGAGUUAUUAUACAUGGUGGACGUGAUGGAGAAAUUGUCCAAACUGUCUCAACAAAAAUCCUACUUGUCCAUUACAUGCAAAAUUGUGCGCUCACAUCGUCAGGACUACAAUUACCAAAGUGGGGUUUCGAACAGCAAGAGGUAUCUUGCAAUCCAAAUUUGCGAGACAGAACUGCAUAUUGGAAUGUCGAGGAUAAUGUUAACAAAAAGUUGCCCAGCGUGAGUUUUCAUGUGUAUGCUCCAGGAUUCUGGUCAAGAUUCAUUGAAUCACAUGCUGUGAUGUUUCAAGGCAAUGCCGGACUCAAGCCCAAGGAGGGUGAAGUCACAAGCAGACCAUGGCAAUGGCCUAUUAAUUACCGGGGGCAAUUCUUUUCAGGCACUGCUUAUCGUAUAUACUUAUUAGGGAAUCCAAUAAUCUGGUGGAGCAAUCUCAUUUUCCUGGCGCUGUUCUUAAUCGUUUUCUUUAUUACUGCCGUUAAGGAACGCCGAAAAGAAGGACAACGGCGGCAUCAGCAGCAGCAACAGCAGCAGCAAUAUCACCCACUGCGACAGCAGCAGCAGCAGCAGCAGAACCAGCUACAAAAUAAACUACUCCAAGGACAUACCAACACAUCCUACUUAAGAAGUCCUGAAAAUGGCAAUGGCACUGGCACCGGAUCAGGCACCAAUGCCAACAGCCAAACCUCUUCCACAGCUACCGCCAGCGCCACCACCACUGCCGCCAUUGAGGAUCUCAAUAACGAAAGCAGGAGUGUUACUCCUGUUCAAAACUCUGCUCCUGCCCUUACUGCUAAUAACAACAAUGGAAAUGUCGGCGAAGAGAAUGAACUUCGAAGACAAUCACUCAACGGUGCUUGUUGGCUCUUUUUUGGAUGGGUGUUGCAUUACUUGCCAUUUUGGGCAAUGGGACGAGUUCUCUAUUUCCAUCAUUAUUUUCCAGCUCUAAUUUUCAACUCUAUGCUUACAGGAAUUAUGUUCAACUAUUUAACUUGCCGCCUGUCGAGAUGGACACAGGACGUACUUAUGGUAACACUACUAACAGCACUGGUCUAUAGCUUUAUGCUAUUCUCGCCUCUGGCAUAUGGAGCAACCGGACCAAUGGCUAAUGAGGCUAAUUCAACGAUGUAUGGCCUCAAAUGGCUAUCGUCAUGGGAAUUUUAAUAAGGUUCUCGUCCUUUUUUGAAAGAAAGAGAGAGAGAGAGUUUGAGUUCGUGUUUAUGUAUAUACAAUCCUUGUCCAGUCCUGUGACUGUCGCCGCAUCAUUGUCGUCAUCAACAUUAUAUGUCUACCUACAUAUGUAAAGGAAUCCUUUAUCGUCAUCGUCAACAUCAUCGAUCCUUGUGUCGUAGUCGUAAUUCGUAACCAAAACUGAAUCAGUAAAGAGUCUCCCUGCGACUCUUGCCAAAGCCAUUAUCUUCGACAUUGUGAAACAUGAGAUUAACAGAAGUUCGUGCAAUACUGCGUCACCAUCUACCACCGUCCACGUCUAUAAUACACCAAUGACGAUGUCGCUGUUUGCCUAUCCUUUUACCACAACCAUUGAUCUAUGUAUAGGGAUGUCCUUACAUCGUAGGCAUCGCAACGAAAAGGGCUUACAGCGUGUUGGUUGCAGAAAUUAAGCUUAUACUCUUCCUUUUUGGCAAAUCAAUAACUGAGUGUCCUUUAUUUUAAAGUAAGAACGGUGCAUGAAACUGGACUAUGGAAAUGCGUUGUAUCAACUCCUCAAGAAAUUAUAUUAAUUUUAAAUAAAUAAUUUAAACAUUUUUGACUGAAUGACGAAUGAUUUGUAGAAACUAAAAGAUUUAUACAUACAAAAACAUAUAUUUAUUAUUUUUUUGUACUUUUGAAUAAAAACAAUA